UUACAACGUACAGUACUUCACUCGGUACGAUUAGUUACUUCACUCCAACGGGAAUUCACACUUUGGCGAUGGAGUUUUCACAUCGCCAGCGCCGCUCUGGCUUCGUCGACGUGCGUGCUCCGUCCAAGAUGUCGAAGAACGGCAUGGCGUACGACGCGGGGGGGGCGAAAGCUGCGACGUCGCGCACACCCAUCGAUGUCAUUGCGACGUACAUGAACUCGUCGGACUCGCGUCUCAACUUGAAAGGCACGGCCGAUCACGCGCACUUAUCGAUGCGCCACAGCGAAUCGGCGCAAGCCCACUUCUCGCCCAUGAUACAACCCACAUCUGCACCAGCAUCUCUCCAGCGAAAGCGGUCCACGUCGAACGCUCUUCAUAGCGCGUUAUCACGGGACUCAUCUGCUGAAUGGGGAUGGUUUGCCGACAUUGACAGCAGUGGUGAAUCGUUUGGCGACAACUCGAUCACGAGUCUCCUGCGCCGGAAAUUUUCCAUCGAUACGGGUGGCGCAAACGAACACAUCAUCCACGACGAGCAGCACAGCACAAGUCGCAUGACGGCGGCACUAAAGACGUUUCCAGGACUCGACGGCGGCGACAAGGUACAGACGGCCGCUGUGUCCAUCCCCAAGUUUCGCAUCGUGCAGUCUCGCGCCGGGUCCGACCGACAUGCCGAGUACCUCGUCACGUUCAAGCUUGGACGCGAGUUCCAUGCCGACUGGCGGCGAUAUUCCGAAUUCGCCGAGAUUGUCAAGAAAGUGGACGUGUACCGUUUUCCGCGGGCCAUGGCGGCAUGGCGCAAAAUCGACAAUCGAUGGUUCAACCGCCUCGAGCCGUCGUAUCUGCACAACAAGUGCAUUGCCCUGGAAGUAUUUCUUCGGGAUUUAAUGUACGAACUGACGGUGCCAGACGUCCUGAUCGACUUCAUUGGCGAGCGAAACGUGAACUGCAAGCCGUUGGACGCCAGCGGCGGCCGCCCGUCGGCGCAACUGCCUAAGGAAAUGCGCCCGAAGCAGCCCCAAGAAGAGCGCGAGCUCUUUGAAAAGCUCUGGGCCGAAAACUUUGCAAGAUCGGCUGUGAAGUACAACGGGAACGCUCCAGUGUAGAGGCCAACUGCUGCACGUAUAUUUAAUCACAAAAUUCCCGAGAUGGAGCCUCGCUCAUGACGAGCGUGUGACGUCGAUGGUGGUGAAGGGGAGGGGGCUUGUCGCGUUGCUAUCGAAUGCCUACAGGUUGAAUGACGUGCCUGGCUGAAUAUCGGGGUCGUGCACUUGGCUUGACGAGAUGACCCACGAGGCUCGGCAGGAGCAGGCGCCGUGGAGUUGGCAUGCACGAUGUGUUCGCCGACCGCAGGGUGCCUAUCGGGCGGAAUCGACACGGAUGGUCACGAAGCCAGCCAGAGCCACCAUGCCCCAGCCUCGUCGCCAAGGCUCGUGCACCGACUACUCACCCUGUAGUAGCACAAGAAUCCAUGGUACUACCUGGUUUACAGCGCGCGACAGGGCAGCGCCGGCUUGUGCCCCUGGCUGAAGUGUUUUGAACGGCGCGAGGCAAGUCGUGCGCAUUUCUUGCCAUGGCACCUGUCGUGGUGGGAUGUCUCAGGUCGUGAGAGUUCGACCAACGAACGGCAGGGCGAUCGUUCCCGCGAGGUUGGCCACCGCUUCAUUCGACGUCCGGUGCAUCAGCGACAACACGUUGGAGCAUCUGGAUGGCCCAUGGAGUCCUCGUGCUGAGCAGGUGGUGCGCAGACGGAGUAGUUCAUGCCGGCAGCUCCAUAACUUUGACGUCGCGCCGCCCAUGACCAAAGGCUUCGAUAUA
Molecule: messenger RNA, 1815 nt
Organism: Aphanomyces invadans
Lineage: Eukaryota; Oomycota; Saprolegniomycetes; Saprolegniales; Verrucalvaceae
Exons: 3
Coding region: 69-1103 (344 amino acids)
Molecular function (GO): phosphatidylinositol binding
Source: RefSeq, a predicted model, not a curated record